This is a messenger RNA of Acaulospora colombiana, 7023 nucleotides long. Lineage: Eukaryota; Fungi; Glomeromycota; Glomeromycetes; Diversisporales; Acaulosporaceae. The record is from the annotation of a GenBank genome assembly.
AUGGACGACUCAACAGAAGUUGUUGAAAUUAAAAUGGCCGAUAUAUCCUGGGCCGAAUUCCUUAAGUCACGAGCCUUAUAUGAUAUUACAAGUUCGAGCACGUCACUUCGUCUUGAAUUCCUAAAUCACUCUUUGUUACCUCGAAUAAAGGCUGGAGAUCUUUCUGACAAAUCACUCGGAAGUCUGCUUCGCCUCUUACUCUUAACCUGUUCGAGGUAUAAUGAUAGAGCUUCACGCCUUUCCAUAUUGAAUAUUUUUAAGGAAAUAAACAAUUGGAAUUCCGAGUUGUUUUUGAACACAUUCAUUCCUAUGGUCACUACGGAGGUUGAUAAUUUUGAUCGAAAAAGUCCAGACGGGAUAUAUGUUACAUCCUCAACAAUCCGAUUCGUUCUCCUUACCUGGGUAAAUGCAUUGAUCACCUUUGCGUUUGCGUCUGAUUUCACCUCGGAAUCAUCACCUCACCGGAAGAAUUUGAUCGAUUUGCAAGCAGCACUUUUAAAUUCGCUCGUUCAAAAAACUGAAAAAAAGAAAAGUAUAACUCGAAGCGCCAUGGCCGAUGUAAGACGUUGCGUUCGCAAGAACGCAGCACAUAUUCCAUUAUAUAUAACUUAUUUGACCUCUAGUUCGAAGUCGUGCACUCCUACAUAUAGGAAUGCUAUUUUACUCGGAACGGUCAUAGAUUGCUCUUUACGACUCAAGAAUGGAAGCGCCAAGGAAUAUGUGAAGAAUGCAAAGGAUGACAUUAUUCAGUUUUAUAUUACUGCUGUUGCUUCUUCUAAAUCCCCUGUGACUAGCACAUCCGCGGAUGCGUUACACAAAUUCAUGAAAAUGAUGGUGACAGAAGAUGAUUUUCAAACAAAGUUGAUUCCAACUUUUGAAAAACUUUUGCUAAGGGCUCCUGAAAUCGUGCUGAGCGUUGAGUUGUUAAACACGAUGAUUGAGAAAAGUAAAAAUGAUGCGAUCGUUAUAGAUAUUGUGAAAGAGAUUCUUCAAACUAUGAGCGGAGGAAAGAUUCUCAACCCAGAGCAUCGCGCGAUCAUCUUUCAAGUAUUAGGUCACAUACAUCAAUCUCCUGGAAUAGUUGGUAUCAUCAUUGAUGGACUAUUACCCAUCGUGUCUAAGGAAAGUAAUGAGAGUUCAUUAGCAAAAGCAAUCAAUACGCUGGAAUUACAUGCAGGGCUUUUGCUUAAAGCCGAGGAAAGUAAAGAAAUUGUUGAAAAAGUUACAAAGUUUAUUGUGGAUGGAUUAUCCAGCACCAAGAUUGGUGUGAAAAAAGCGUGGACUAUUGUAAUUGGACGCCUUGUUUGGGAAGAAACUGGCAAUCCAUCUGCAUCACUCCUUAAUGUUACUCAAAAGUCUUUACCGCCAUUGUUAUCGACGUUGGAAAAGAUUCAAGCAAAUCCUCUGAAUUUCGUUGGCAACCUCGUUGAAGGGUAUAUUACCGCGGCUGUCGCCGAAGGAAGAGCCAAAAAUUGGAAGGAUGAAGGGAUCAAUGCGUUGAUUCGUUCGAAGAAGCUUGCUCAAAGUAUUCUAGUGUCCUCUCCAAAACCCUCUUUCUUGUUAUGGGAUAAAAUAUACACAAAAUUGAACACUACCGAGGAAGGCACUUGGUUUCUUCGAUCUCUUGAAAGUGUCAUCAUUAACGAAAAUGUGGAAACCUUGAAAAAAUCCGAUGCCGGUCCCGAUAUUGUGGGUGGAAUUAUGCGUGAAGGGAUAACCAAUUGGGUAUUGAAUCUUGAGAGUAAUACCAAAGAUUCUACAGCUGUAUUAUCUUCGACGACUGCACAUUUAGAUCCUGCCGUCAACGCAUAUCUUCUUUCCAGAGUGCUUACUGCUAUCACCACGUUCUCUAAAACUGUCGACCAAUCGGUUGUCGAAGAUUCACUCGUUGAACUUUUUGUUUUGGCUCAUCAUCCUGCUAUUGUGUCACCCACCAACAAGUAUAAUUGGAUCUCGUUAGUGCAAAGAGCUCAAGUUGAUCCUGGAAAAUUGGUUGAAAAAUAUUCCGCUCGACUUCUAGAGAUAAUAAAACAGAGCGAAGUGAAAUCCAAGAACUUUUAUAAAGCUGCAAUGUCAGCAAUUGCUACCGUCACUUUCAUUUCACCAAAUGUGUUUAUACCGAUUUUUCUUUCGCAAUGUCGCGAAUACCUGAAUUCCUCGUUGCUUGAAAAAAUAGGCAUUCAGGAUAUUGAAAUAUGGAAGACUGAUGAAGGAACACUAUUCGUUGAUGUUUUAAAACGAAAUCAAAAAAGCAUAGUGGAGAAUCGGAAUCGAAAAGACUAUCAAACUGAGAAGUGGGAACAGGAAAUUCGCGAACAAAUCGCCAAAAAGAAGGGUCAUACUUCAGCUCCAAAGCUUUCAAAAGAUGAACAAGCGUCAGUAAAAUUACAGCUAGCGAAAGAAUCUCAGAUACGUAAACAUGUCGAAGAAACUCGUCUAAAAUUAAUAAAAGGUUUAGAUAUAAUAGAAGCCAUGGUGGAUGGUAAUGCUGAGGCCACCGAACCACAUAUAGUAGAGUUAAUGAGAUUGCUUUACACAGUCGUACAAAAAGGCGGCCCUCUUAUUGGAGAAAAAGGAGUUAAUGCAUAUUUGAAAAUUGGUCUAUGUACUUCCGAAAAAAUUGAAGGCAUUCGUGUACCUAUUGGAUUGGCUACUUUACGUUCCACGAACAUUCAGGAAAUUCCCGAAAAAUGGCUCCAAGAGACGCUAAUAAUCCAAAAGGGUGGCAUAGGACCCCAUAAUGGAGAAGCCGGUGAAGCUGAAUUGUUAAUGGAGCAAAUUACACUUGGCUUGGAUAUCAUUUCUUUUCAUUCGGCACUUGGUUCUUCACCAUUGCUUCCUAGAACUGAAAUGAUCCAAGCACUGUUACUUGUGAUCAAAAAUUAUCCAAAACUGGCAAAAACGGCAAGAACUGCUUUAAUAAGUUUGUGUGAAGCGAUCGAAGACAAUGCGACUGAGAAGGAAUUGGAUGCCUUGUUCGCAGGAUUGCUUUCCGCUGAAGCGUACGUUCGUCACGCAUGCCUGCAAGCAUUAGAAUACCUAUACUUUGGACACAUUGGUUUCUCUCGUGAAUUGUGGAUUUCGUGCCACGAUGAUGAUGAAAAUAAUGAAAAGUUGGCUUUGGCCUUAUGGGAAGAUAACGAGAUGGAAGUUUUGCCAAGUUAUGCCGUUGAAAUUUUACCUCUUUUGGUGGAUGGUGACUCAUACAUUAGGUCUUGUGCGGCUAAAGCUAUUGGAAGUGCAGCACAAUCCAUUCCAGAUUCGAUAGACAAUACACUUGAAUUGAUAUUUGAUCUUUACAAGGAGAAGGUUAAGCCAAUUGAACCAGAAUAUGAUGAGUUUGGUAUUAUCAAAACGGAGUCGUUGAACAAACAAGAUCCGUGGGAAGCGCGUGUGGGAUUGGCCCUUGCACUUGUUGCUAUCGCGCCGCAUAUGAAUUCAUUGAGCUUGAAAUCAUUCUUUGAAUUCUUGAUUUUUGAAAAAGCUGUCGGUGACAAACACGCACAAGCUGGCCUGACCGCUAUUGACCUUCACGGUGGCAAGAACAUUAAUUUAUUGAUGCCAGUGUUUGAGAACUAUUUGGAUCAACCCGCUGAGCCCACUGAAACCCAUGACCGUAUCCGCGAAUCUGUCGUCAUUUGGUUUGGAGCCUUGGCUCGGCACUUAAAUCCCACAGACUCAAGAAUACCUGCGAUAAUCGAAAAACUUCUUGAGACACUGAAAACUCCGGCCGAGUCUGUUCAAAUGGCUGUCGGAGAAUGUUUACCGCCCCUAAUUAAAUCGAUGAAAGACAAGUCGCCAAAAUUGAUUGAUAGUCUGUUACAUCAACUCCGUCAUUCGGACAAGUAUGCAGAACGAAGAGGCGCUGCGUACGGUCUGGCCGGUGUAGUUAAGGGAACUGGUAUUUCGGCUUUAAAGGAUUGUGAGGUGAUGAAAAUUUUGAAAGAGAGCAUUGAUAAUAAAAAGGAUUACAGAUUUCGGCAGGGUGCCAUGUUUUCUUUUGAAACAUUAUCGCAAAGUUUGGGGCGUCUUUUUGAACCUUACAUCAUUCAAAUUUUGCCAUUAUUGUUAUCGUGCUUUGGCGAUCCUCAUCCUGACAUUCGAGAGGCAACAUCGGAUGCGGCCCGUGUAAUAAUGAGUAAAAUUAGUGGUCAUUGUGUUAAACUCAUUCUACCAACACUUCUGGUCGGAUUGGAGGAUCGUCAAUGGCGAACAAAGAAAGGGUCGAUCGAGUUGUUGGGAGCUAUGGCAUUUUGUGCACCAAAACAAUUAUCAAUUUCUCUGCCUACAAUAGUUCCGAGACUGACCAACGUGUUAACGGAUUCACACGCAAAUGUUCAAGCAGCCGCAAAUCAAGCCUUAUUACACUUUGGGGAGGUUAUCAAUAAUCCAGAAAUUCAGGAACUUGUACCAACCUUACUUAGUGGACUUAGCGAUCCAGAUAAGAAUACCAACGCCGCUCUAGAUUCAUUACUCGCGACAGCAUUUGUUCAUUACAUUGAUGCUCCAUCAUUAGCAUUAGUGAUGCCAAUACUGGAACGUGGUUUAAAGGAGAGAAGCACAGAGGUUAAGAAAAAGUCAUCGCAAAUCGUUGGAAACAUGGCUUCUCUGACAGACGUAAAAGAUCUUACUCCGUAUUUAACACGAAUUUUACCUUGCCUCAAAGAAGUUUUGGUGGAUCCCGUACCCGAGGCUCGGGCGACGGCUGCCAAAUCACUAGGAACCUUGGUGGAAAAGCUAGGUGAAGAUAAAUUUCCUAACAUCGUCAAUGAACUUAUUCACACUCUCAAGUCAGACACUAGCGGUGUUGAUCGACAAGGUGCUGCUCAAGGUCUUAGUGAAAUAUUGGCAGGGCUGGGACUGGAAAGGCUUGACGGGCUUCUGCCUGAUAUCAUAACAAAUUCCACAAGUUCAAAAUCUUAUGUUCGCGAGGGGUUCAUUUCAUUGCUCAUAUAUCUUCCUGCAACAUUUGGUAUUCGAUUCCAACCUUACCUUGGUCGUAUAAUCCCUCCAAUAUUAUCUGGUCUUGCUGAUGAAUCGGAAUAUGUGCGAGAUGCGUCGCUCCGAGCAGGUCGGAUGAUUGUUGUAAAUUAUGCAACCAAAGCUGUUGAUCUUUUGCUUCCAGAACUGGAGAGAGGAUUAUUUGAUGAUAAUUGGAGAAUACGGCACAGUUCCGUUCAGCUCAUGGGCGACCUGUUAUAUCGUAUAGUUGGAAUCAGCGGAAAGACCACCAUCGAAGGUGAAGAAGAAGAAGAAACCGUUGGAGCCGAAGUUGGUAAAAAGGCUUUGUUGGAAGCUCUUGGAAAAGAAAGGCGGGAUCGUGUUUUGGCUGCCAUCUACAUCGUUCGACAAGACGUUUCUGGCACCGUUCGUCAAGCAUCAAUACACGUAUGGAAAGCCAUAGUUUCCAACACACCUCGCACCGUCAAAGAAAUACUUCAUGUAAUGACGGGAAUGAUUAUACGAAACUUGUCAAAUCCAAGUUAUGAACGACGCCAAGUGGCCGCCCUCACCCUUGGUGAGCUUGUUCGUAAGCUUGGUGAAAGCGUUCUUUCCGAAAUCAUUCCAAUUCUAGAAGAAGGCCUAGAAUCAUCAGAGGCCGAUAUGCGUCAAGGAGUUUGCAUUGGGUUAAAAGAAAUAAUGGGUACUGCUGGAAAGAUCCAAGUCAUUGAUUAUGUUGACUCCAUUAUACCUGCAGUCAGAAAAGCAUUGGUCGAUGAAUCUGGAGAGGUUCGCGAGGCUGCAGCUCAAGCAUUUGAUACACUUCAACAGCAUGUUGGUGAUAAGGCAAUCGAUGAAAUUUUGCCUACACUUCUUAAUUCUUUGAAAUCCGGAGACGAUUCGGCCUAUGCAUUGGAAGCAUUGAAGGAAAUAAUGGCAGUGCGUGCGAAUGUCGUAUUCCCAGUCCUCAUACCUAAUUUAAUUGCCAUACCAAUUUCCUCAUUUAACGCUCGAGCUCUUGCGUCCUUGGUAACGGUUGCCGGCGCGGCGCUCAACAAACGAUUGGCAAGCAUCCUUACCGCUCUUAUGACAUCAUUGAACGUAGAAUCCGACGAGAACACUAUCGCGGAACUUAAAGAAACAGAACGGGCAUUGUUACUUUCCGUUGAUAAUGCCGAAGGACUUCAAACUUUAAUGAUUAUGCUCUUUGAAGCGGCUAAAAGUGACGAUCCCGCUAAGCGGGCUGGUGCAUGUGACAUUGUUGCAAUCUUUUGCAGUGAAACAAAAAUGAACUUUUCGCGAUAUUCAUCGGAAUGGAUACAUGUGCUUGUUUUACUUUUAGACGAUCGUCAACAAGAAGUCGUGAUUUCAGCGUGGAACGCUUUAAAUGCCGUAACCAAAUCGAUUAAAAAAGACGAAUUGGAACAAUUGGUGACUCCAGUCCGUCGUGCUGUGAAAACAGUUGGCGUUCCAGGUGUUGACUUACCCGGUUUUUGCCUGCCAAAAGGAAUCAGCCCUAUACUCCCGAUAUUUUUACACGGAUUGAUGUAUGGUACUGCAGAAAUCCGUGAGAACUCUGCUUUAGGAAUAGGGGACCUUAUUCAAAGGACCUCAGCCGAUGCACUUAAGCCAUUCGUGACGCAAAUUACUGGUCCACUGAUUCGAAUUAUCGGGGAACGUUAUCCUCCACAAGUUAAAGCAGCCAUCUUACAAACUUUAAGCCUCCUCCUUACCAAGGUUCCUGCCCUCCUCAAACCAUUCCUUCCACAACUUCAGCGAACGUUCAUAAAGUCAUUAACCGAUCCCUCGAGUGCUCUCGUCAGAUCACGUGCUGCAUCUGCCCUUGGUAUUUUGAUUUCGUUGCAAACACGCGUCGAUCCUCUUAUUUCCGAGUUGGUCACGGGAAUCAAAACAAGCGAGCCGAAUGUACGAGAAGCAAUGCUAAGCGCGUUGGAAAGUGUCGUAAACAAGGCGGGAAACAGUAUGAAUGAAACUUCAAAAAAAGGAGUUUUGGGAGUUAUAAAAGAAGGGUUAAGUGAUAGUAAAGGGAAUUGUGAUUGGUGCCUCGCGUCUACUUGGUAG